AUGAAGCUCUCACCGCUCAUCCUCCUCGCCUCCCUCUGCUUCGUCGACGUCGUCACAUCCACCAUCCUCUACUCCAACCCCAAUGACGACUCGUACAGCCUCUCAAAACGCUCCCCCGCCAAAGGCAAAGACAAACCCACCCGCGGCGGCGGCGGUGGCGGUGGUCGCGACAAAGGCAAAGGCCGCGCCACCGCUAGCGGCAGCAAAGCGCCCAAAAGCAAAGCGCGCGCCAAGCCCUGCGCCUCCAUGGACCCACUCCCUGCCGGUCCCUUCGGGCACCUCUGCGCGGGGAACAACCAGCCCAACACCGCCGGGCUCCGGCGGCCGCCGCAGGCCAAGUUUGACCGUGCGGCGAUCGAGGCUGCGCUGGCGGAGGUGGAGGGUGGAAAGACGUUUAGCACGGCGACGAAGGAGUAUCCGGAUACGUUCCAUAAUACGUAUUCGAAGGCGGUGGCGGGGAGGAAGACGAGGGAGGCGGGGCAGAUGUUUCCGGCGGCGGCGACGAAAGGGGGGGGGAAGGGGGGGAAGGGGGCGAAGGGGGCGACGAGUACGGGGGAUGAUUUGAUGGAGUAUCCGAUCUUUGCGCCGGGGUAUAAGGAUUCAAUGAAGGCGGGCGCGUUUAGGAUCAUUUAUUCACACAACAGGGUCAACAAUAAGUGCAAGUUUGUUGGAAUCACCGAACAUUUGAACGGCGGCCAGGACGUGGUCAAGUGUAACCGGGACCUUCAGAGGAGGGGCAGUAUGGGUGACACGCCACACAAGGACUCGCCGCCAUUGCAGCUCCCUGCACGGAAGGGGCAGAAGGGCAAGGCGCCGCAGAAGAGCAAGACUACGGGCGGUGGCUCUCCAAAACCGGGGUUGGUGAGGUCAAAGACAUUCUAG
Molecule: messenger RNA, 882 nt
Organism: Morchella importuna
Lineage: Eukaryota; Fungi; Ascomycota; Pezizomycetes; Pezizales; Morchellaceae
Exons: 4
Coding region: 1-882 (293 amino acids)
Molecular function (GO): RNA nuclease activity; RNA binding
Source: RefSeq, a predicted model, not a curated record